Messenger RNA from Penicillium maclennaniae, 1290 nucleotides. Its product is annotated as DUF895 domain membrane protein. The transcript has 5 exons. NCBI's taxonomy places the organism in Eukaryota, Fungi, Ascomycota, Eurotiomycetes, Eurotiales, Aspergillaceae. Bases 1 to 1290 code for a protein of 429 amino acids. The record is from RefSeq and is a predicted model, not a curated record.
AUGGCAAACUUCGAAAAGGCCACUCCGUCGAAAGAUGACGAAGUUAGUCGUGACUCCUUUGAUACUCCCGCCGUUGGGCAACAGCCAGUGAAAUGGUACCGAUCAACCUUCUACAAUGCCAUAAUUCUUGGGCUCUGCAAUCUUCUCGCCCCAGGCAUCUGGGGUGCAAUGAACUCAUUGGGUGGAGGAGGGGAGGAGAGACCGUAUCUUGUCAAUGCCGCAAACGCCCUCACAUUUGCCCUCAUGGUAGUCUCAUGCUUUUUUUCCAGCAUAUUCGUGCGCUUCAUUGGAAUCAAAUGGACUUUGAUCGUAGGAACAAUGGGGUACGCACCAUACGCAGCCGGGCUAUAUGUGAACAACCGAUUCGGCGACCAAUGGCUGGUGCUCCUCGGUGCAGCACUGUGUGGUUUGUCGGCGGGUAUUUUCUGGGCGGCUGAAGCAGCUAUCGCACUUGCGUACCCUGAGCCCUAUAAUCAAGGGCGAUUCUUGGGCUUCUGGCUCAGCUUUCGGGUUGGAGGACAAAUUCUCGGAGGUGCUAUCAGUUUGGGAAUCAAUGCUCAUCGUGCGUCCGAGGGCAGUGUUUCAUAUGCUGUAUACCUCGUCUUCAUUGUGCUUCAGGCUUUGGGGCCCUUUGCUGGCUUGCUGUUGAAUAAUCCGUCCCAGGUCCAGCGAAAGAACGGUGUCCCUGUUCAACUUCGAGUCACGAAAGGCGUCGGGUAUGAGAUUCGGGCUAUGUUGAAGCUCUUCGUCAGUCGCAAAUUUCUUCUGCUCAUCCCUUUUAUCUGCCAAGCGGUCUACACAGAAGCGGUAAUGUUCUCAUACGAAGAUUUGUGGUUCUCUGUGCGCUCAAGAGCUCUGGGCUCUUUUUUGUCUGGUGUGGUUGCUUUAGUCAUCGGAAACCUGCUGGGAUUCAACAAGACGGACCCUGUGUAUGACUGGGUCGAUGCUGGGUUCGGAAGGCCCUUUGCUCUCUUCAUUUUCUGGGUUGCUGGGUUUCAACUCAAUUACAUGUAUCUGUUCUUCCUGGUCGGAAAUCUCGCCGAUGAUCAUGAAGAAGUCGUUCGAAUCGCUGGCUUACUGCGGGGAACAGAGUCUGCCGCCCAGUGUGUUAGCUACGGCCUAAGCAGCGUGUUCAUUAUGGCUUCCGUCGGAAGCGUUUAUUUCAACUUUGGCCUCUGGGCAAUCGCGAUUCUGCCUGCCUGGCUUAUUGUUCGACAGGUCGGACAUGCUUUCGGCGAUAAGAAAAUCGACAGGGAGACUCGUGCCUUGCGGGACACUUCUCUCAAUUAG